This is a messenger RNA of Pyricularia pennisetigena, 1470 nucleotides long. RefSeq lists its product as uncharacterized. The transcript has a single exon. The record is from RefSeq and is a predicted model, not a curated record. NCBI's taxonomy places the organism in Eukaryota, Fungi, Ascomycota, Sordariomycetes, Magnaporthales, Pyriculariaceae. Bases 1 to 1470 code for a protein of 489 amino acids.
AUGGCUCCCCAAUUUCGCGGCAGCAAUCUGGUGAUACAAGACUGCCCACCGGAUCAGUCUCACUUUGAUCCUCCAACCCCAAAGCACAAAGCCCUUGCCUGUCGACUGAAGAGCCGACUUGCGACCUGGAGAUUAGUCCCCACGCUCCCCAAGCGCAGGACAUUGGCAAACUUUGGUGCUCUAGGGAAUGGCGAAGGCCAUGACAAAGCUGUGAAGAAGCAGGGCUUGAGUCGUUCGAUUACUAUAGCCAAUUUCAAUAACCUUGCCAGGCUCAGGCGCCACAAAAGUCCUCCAUGCAUACCCUCCGACGAUACCAAGCUCGAUUAUUCGCCCACAAAUCGGUCACCCACCCCUCGACAGCAUGGUGAGGCUGAUCCAUUCGCCGAGGAAAAUGUAUUUGAUACAAGCCUGGAUGCUCUGCUGCUUCUUCUUCCCGAUGGCUCUUCUACGCCACGCCGCCGCGAUUCAAUUAAACGCCAGUCAGCUCUACCGCGUGGACUAGAUAUCAACAAAACCGCUAUAGCUCGUUCUUCCUCGGGCAAGUCGAACAUUGGCCCUAGUCUACCCCGCAGAUCACAGCCGUAUGCUACUCGCGACAUACCCCCGACUGGAAAUUGGACACCAGUCAUUCCUCGACGCACCUCAUCCAGAGUCACGGGGGAUAUUAGCCACCGAGUUCCCAGCGAGCGCAUCCAGUACAAGAAGCACCCCUCGCCAAGCAAGAAUACCCUGAAGUCUCUUAAGUUGUGCUGCCAGGACGCUAAACUUCGCCCGCGGGUAGCUUUCUCUUUCCGCAAGAGUUCAACAGUGCAAGAUUUGAGCGCCGGCAUCUACGGCUUAUACGAGGCCACCACUGUGUCGCAAAAAAGACGCUCUACGCCUUCUAGGAAGGUGAAGCUGAUUCACCUCAGGGGAAAAUCUUCAAAAUCCGCCAGUGCCCCGACUGCAGCCAAAGAAAUAGCCGGUAGUGCAUCCGAGAAAUCCAAUGGUACCUCUGCGAGAGUACAGGCUACCUCUAAGAGUACGCUUGCGGUCACGCCUCGUCACAAAAACGUCGUAAUCCCGCCCUCUGGGUGUUACAGGGACCCCGAUGUUAGUGAAGCAACACGGUCGGGGAGGACCCUGCGUCUUCGAUCUGUCAAUUUACGAGACAGCACCAGGUCGCCACCACCGCGAUAUACCCUGCCACGGCCAGACACAUCGAUCAGAUCCCAGCAAGCACCCAGUUCUUUCUCAAGAAACCUGCAGCCGGUCAGAAUUUUGAUUGACAAAGAAAAUCUGAUUCCGGACUACGCAGAAAAGAAAAAGCACCCAUCCCCUACGAAAGAGGAGUGGGAAAUCCUCGGGGGUUAUUGGAGGCACGAGAUGGACGAACUGGGCCUUCAUGUCUAUGGAUUUGCACCCGCCUCUGCGCAGCUAGACAGCAUCGGACACCCUGCCACUGUCAACCAUCAGCAUAAUAUCCGUUGA